UCCCGGCGUGCCCUGCGGCGGGGGGCGGAAGCGGCGCGAUGGCGGCGAGCGCGGGGCCGGGGCCGGCUGCGGCUCCGGUCGCCUCGGGCCCGGCGGGCUGACGGUCCCGCUCCGCGCUCGGUUGUCGCCGCCGCCAUGGCGCUGAUCGAGGGCGUCGGCGACGAGGUGACCGUGCUCUUCGGCCUGCUGCUGGUCGCCGUGGUGCUGGGGCUGGCCUGGGCCUCCACCCGCCCCCCCGAGCCCGCCGCGACCCCCCGCGAUGCCGCGGCGCUGCCCGAGGAGGCCCCGAGCGCUGCGCCGGCCCCCGCCGACCGCAAAGCCCCGACGGCGGCGGCGGCCGGAGCGGCCUCCGAGGGGGAGGCAGGGCUGGCGGCGGGGCUGCGCCCCCGGGCCGCCCCCGCGGCCGCACAGGGCCCCCUCGCCGAGGGGGACGGCGGCCCGGCCGAGCCCGCUAUGGUGCUGCGGCUGAAGUUCCUCAACGACACGGAGCGCCUGGCCCGGGUGCGCCCCGGCGACACCGUCGGGGCCCUGAAGAGGGCGUAUUUCCCCGGGCAGGAGCAGCAAGUGCGGCUAAUCUACCAGGGCCAGCUGCUGCGCGACGACACCCAGAGCCUGGCCGCCCUGCACCUCACCCACAACAGCGUCCUGCACUGCCACAUCUCCCAGCACAGCCCGGCCCCCGCACCUGCCGGCCCCCACGCCUCCGCCGACCCCGUGCACGCCGCCCUCAAUGUGGGCAGCCUCAUGCUGCCGCUCUUCGUGCUGAUGCUGGCCGUGCUCUGGUACUUCCAGCUGCAGUACCGCCACGUCUUCACCGCCACCGCCACCACCUUCCUGGCGGGCCUCACCCUCCUCUUCAGCUUCAUGGCCUUCACCAUGUACCGCAGAUAGCACGGCCCCGCGCCCCGAGAGGAGCCACCACACCCGGGUGGGGUCUGCCCGCACACCUGAACCUGGGGGUGGGAGGGACUGUGCCCCUCCGGGGGCAGUGGGACCUGGGGGAUGGGCGCGGACUGUGCUGACAUGGGGACUGGAUGCAGACUGUGCCCCCCCAGGGGGUGGGUGCGGACUGUGCCCCCCCAGGGGCGGUGGGACCCAGGGGCUGGGUGCGGACUGUGCCCCCCCAGGGGCAGUGGGACCCAGGGGCUGGGUGCGGACUGUGCCCCCCCAGGGGCGGUGGGACCCAGGGGCUGGGUGCGGACUGUGCCCCCCCAGGGGCGGUGGGACCCAGGGGCUGGGUGCGGACUGUGCCCCCCCAGGGGUGGUGGGACCCAGGGGCUGGGUGCGGACUGUGCCCCCCCCCAGGGGCGGUGGUACCGGGACUGCUGCGGGAGUGAGCGCUGUGCUGCUUCUGUGGAGAGGAGGGGGGGGGGGGGUCCCGGUGCCGCCCCCCCACCCCAUCCCUGUGCGGGGUGUCCCCUUGGCGCCCCGCGGCCCCCGGCGCGCUGCUUCUGCCCGGGACUGUGUCUGCUUCCCCCGGGGCGGGGGGGCGGGGAACGGGCGGUCGGGCCUCCCGGGGGUGCCGGCGGGGGGGUCCGCGCUCCCCGAUGUUCUGUUACGAUUAAAGAGGACGGACUGUGAA
Molecule: messenger RNA, 1582 nt
Organism: Tyto alba (common barn owl)
Lineage: Eukaryota; Metazoa; Chordata; Aves; Strigiformes; Tytonidae
Gene: TMUB1
Product: transmembrane and ubiquitin like domain containing 1
Exons: 2
Coding region: 136-891 (251 amino acids)
Molecular function (GO): protein binding
Source: RefSeq, a predicted model, not a curated record